Messenger RNA from Rhinichthys klamathensis goyatoka, 6654 nucleotides. RefSeq names its product E3 SUMO-protein ligase RanBP2-like. Gene Ontology annotation, cellular component: nuclear pore; cytoplasm. The coding region runs from base 1 to 6654 and encodes 2217 amino acids. The record is from RefSeq and is a predicted model, not a curated record. NCBI's taxonomy places the organism in Eukaryota, Metazoa, Chordata, Actinopteri, Cypriniformes, Leuciscidae. Gene Ontology annotation, molecular function: protein binding; GTPase activator activity. Gene Ontology annotation, biological process: NLS-bearing protein import into nucleus. The transcript has 20 exons.
AUGAGGAGGAAUAAAGCGGACGUGGAGAGAUAUAUUUCUGCAUUUCAAAGCUCCUCUCCCUCUCAGAAAGAGAAUUCAGUGAAAGGGUUUCUGUUUGCCAAACUUUACUUUGAGGCUAAAGAAUAUGAGCUUGCUAAAAGGCAUGUUUCGGAGUAUUUGACUGUUCAGCCGAAGGAUCCUAAAGCGCACCGGUUCCUCGGGCAGCUGUUCGAGCGGGACGGGGAAACGGACAAAGCUGUGGGAUAUUAUAAGCGUUCAGUGGAUCUGAAUCCGGCUCAGUCAGACCUGGUUCUGAAGCUGGCGGAGCUGCUGUGCGGGAAACCGGAGCCUGACAACCGGGCCGAGUUCUGGGUGGAGAAAGCUGCCAAGCUGCUGCCAGGACAUCCCAACGUCUUCAACCUGAGGGAGAAGCUUCUGAGCACACGAGGACAGAACGGCUCCAUCCAGCUGUACGAGCUGUUUCAGUCUGAGUGCAAGCUGCGGCCCGACGACUCCGACAUCAAUGGCCGGCUGGUGCGUCUGUACAGCGCAGACGGCCGGCACGACGAGGCGGUGAAGCACUGUCUGGAGGUGGAGAAGACAGGCCUUCUGAAGGACCGUCUGGAGUGGUACGAGCUUCUGGUCAGCACCCUUCAGGAGUAUCUCUGCCAGCCGAGCGUGGCGUCGAACGAGCAGGCGUCGCGCAAGUUUCACAAGGAGCUGCUGCUGGCGCUCUGCAGCCGCGUCCGACUGACGCUGAAGGAGAAGAGCUGCGAGGAGAGUGCUGAUGCUCUCUGGAGCUUGGACCGUGCGAUGCAGUCUCUGAAGAACACGGCCAUGAAUACUCUGGACGAGCUGUCGGAGGUGUUCACGGAGACGAGGGCUCAGCUGUACCUGUACGCCGGGACGCUGCUGCUGAAGACGGCGCAGGACGGGGCGCAGCAGUGGAGGGUCGUGCGGGAUUUAGCGGCUGUCUGUUACCUCGUGGCCUAUCAGGCUCCGAGACCCAAAGUCAAGAGUUUGAAAGGUGAGCAGGCGUCCCAUGAGCCUUUGGAGCUGCUGGCCUCGGACCGCCAGAGUCAGGCGGGUCACAUGCUGUUGAAUCUGAGCCGGGACGUGGAGCAGCUGCUGAAGGAGGUGGUGGAGGCGUUCAGGAACCCGAACGGGCCGAGACUUCUGUUCGACAUGCUUUUCGGCUCACAGGAGCACGACCAGCUCUCCUUCAUCUGCAACGACGAGAUGCACAUGGUCAGCACACACGCGCCCAGCACCGACGAUCUGGCCAAGUGGGACAGCGGUGCGGUGCUGCUGCACGCGGGCGAUCUUCAGCACCUGGCGUGGCUCGGCCUGCAGUGGGCGCUGAUGGAGCAGAGUGUCAGCCUGCAGCGCUGGCUCAAGCAGCUCUUCCCUCGCCUCACGCUCGAGACCUCCAAACUAGACACCAACUCACCCGAGUCCAUCUGCCUGCUCGACCUGGAGGUGUUCUUGUGUGGCGUUGUGUUCAGCAGUCAGACGCAGCUGCAGGAGACGGCACGGAUGGCCUCGUGCUCCUCACCGCAUCAGCCCCGGUGUUUGCCUCUGCACAUCAUCAGGCUCCUGUCCUCCGCCAAGCAGCGCGAGUGGUGGGACGCCGUCUACCGCCUGAUCCACAAGAGAGCGCUGCCUGGGACGCUGGCUAAACUGCGGAUGCUGGUUCAGCACGGUCUCGGCACGCUGCGCGCCGGAGAGAAACACGGCCUUCAGCCGGCGCUGCUCAUCCACUGGGCUCAGCAUCUCACUGAUGUGGCGGAACGGGUGAAGGACUAUGCAGGCCGCGGUGUGCACUACUGGAAAGUUGUGCUUCCCUUGCUUGAGAAAAUCCGAAACAAACGCAUUAUUCCUGAACCUCUGGAGCCGAUGUUCAUGCACUUUCACAGUAAAGACAUACAGCCUUCUCAAGUGCGAGUAUAUGAGGAAGAGGCCGCCAUAAGCUCUGCCACACUGCUUGACAUCGAGGGCAACACCGACGAGGCCAUCGCAAAGCUGGAGAAGCUCAACAGCACCUCGUCUAACUGGCAUCUUGCUAAGAUCUAUCAGAGGCUGUCGGAGGAGGCGGGAAACGGGAUGGAGGAGACGCAGGGCAGGUGCACCAACUUCCUCCUGCAGUUCAGGAAAUACCUGACAAAGAUUUAUCAGGCCAGUCCAGAAGACAUGGACAAGUUGCCUGUGUCUAUGGAGAAUGUGAUGGAUAUGCUGAACAAGGUCAACCAGCAGCUUGCAGAAGAUGACGAGCGGGAUGAAGAUCAUGUGGACUAUCCGCUGACGUCCAGCCCCGGUCAGCCCACUGAGCCACAUGUGAAGUUCUCCACUCCGUCUCCAUCCAAAAGUGCCACGUCUUCAUCUAAAAGAUCCAUGUUCUCGCCCAAAACGACUCCUCUCUGGGCAGAGGACCAAAAGUCCCUCCUGCAGAUGCUGUGCCAGCAGGUCGAGUCCUUGAAGAAUGAGGUUCAUGACCUGCGCCUUAAUUUCCCUGAAGCGACAGCAUCCUCAUAUAGGAUGCCCAGAGAUAAUUAUCCUGCAGAAGGACGUCAGGAAGGAUUUCCUGGAGCGCAGGCGUUCUAUGGUGCUCCUCCUACUGUUGCCACUACAGGUCCCUCUGCGUACUACAACCAGUCUCCAGCAUAUAAUUCACAGUAUCUUCUACGCACUGCUGCAAAUGUUACACCAACAAAGGGCCCAGUUUACGGGAUGAAUCGUCUUCCUCCACAGCAGCAUAUGUAUGCCUACCAACAAUCAACACACACACCACCUCUUCAGUCAACUCCUGCAUGCAUAUAUCCUCAAGAGCAGGUCUUUGGUGCUCCCAUCCGGUUUGAGUCACCAGCUACAUCCUUACUCUCCCCAUACAGUGAAGAGUAUUAUGGUCACAAUUUUCCUCAACCUACAGUCAAUCCAACAUUACCAGAGCCUGGAUAUUUCACUAAGCCAUGUGUCGAUACAUCCACGCAGCCAUCCAAGAGCAGUGAAAACAAGGCUGUUGACCCCAAGAUGAGUCUUGGGUCGCAGUUCACAGGUGAACCUCCUAAGGUUCCAAACUUUGGGGGGGUUGCCGGUGCCCCAUCAACAUCGGCAACAACUGCAUUCAAGUUCAACUCCAAUUUCAAGUCCAAUUAUGGUGAUUUUACCUUUUCCUUAGCUCAGAUGAAAAAUAGUGAAAGCCUCUUGGGACUUCUGACGUCAGAUAUUCCUCCCAAAGCGGAAGGACCAUCAGAACCGAAACAUCAGACCCAAGAGCAUCCGCCUAGCCAAAGUGGAGUCUUUACUUUUGGAAGUAAAAGUGCCACAGGGUUUUCAUUCACCGAUGCUGCUCAGAGCAAAAUUAAUAUUUUUGGCAACACUGACCAAAGAUUUAGCUUUGCAAGUGGAACCAAACCUGUAUUAGGAAAUCCAGAGGCUCGGGAAGAGAAAAGCGGGGAAAGUGAUAAUGAUAGCACCCAUGUGGAAGAGGAAGAGGAUGGACCUCAUUUUGAGCCCAUUGUGCCUCUUCCUGAUAAGGUUGAUGUGAAAACGGGUGAGGAGGAGGAAGAUGAGAUGUUCUGCAAGAGGGCAAAACUCUUCCGGUUCGACCCUGAGACUAAAGAAUGGAAAGAGAGGGGCAUUGGAAGUUUCAAAAUUCUAAAACACAGAACAUCCGGGAAAGUUCGUCUGUUGAUGAGGAGGGAACAGGUUCUCAAAAUCUGUGCUAAUCACUAUAUCACUGCAGAUAUGGUCCUCAAACCAAAUGCUGGAUCUGACAAGUCCUGGGUGUGGUAUGCUAUGGACUAUGCAGAUGAAAUGCCCAAGACUGAGCAGUUGGCCAUUCGUUUUAAAACGGCGGAUGAGGCCACACUGUUUAAAUUCAAAUUUGAGGAGGCUCAAAAAUUAAUUCUAGAGUCCCCACAAGGCCAACAAAUGGAAAAUAAAUAUGAAACUCCGAAGCCUCAGGUUUCAUCCAAAGAAAUGGAUCUUAAAACACUGUUUUCCAAGAAGACGGGUGAAUGUGACUGCGAUGUGUGCUGUGUAAGAAAUGCUCCCACAUCUGCAGUGUGUGUUGCCUGCAACAGUGCAGCUCCUUCUACAGCGAAGAACAAACCUGUAGUGUCCCCACAUGGUCAACAGUUGAAAAAGAAAUGUGAAACUCCAAAGCCUCAGGUUUCAUCCAAAGAAAUGGAUCUUAAAACACUGUUUUCGAAGAAGCAGGGUGAAUGGGACUGUGAUGUGUGCUGUGUAAGAAACGCUCCCACAUCUGCAGUGUGUGUUGCCUGCAACAGUGCAGCUCCUUCUACAGCAAAGAACAAACCUGUAGAGGAACUUAAAGGCUCUGCGCCUGUGGCUCCUCCUGCGCAAUUGUUUUCUUUUGGACUUACUGGAGACACUGAUGUCAGCUCAAAGGGUUUAGCAUUUGGAUCUCAAAUACCAGUUUCUUUUCAAUUUGGAUCAAAUGAUUCUGCAGUAACCUCUGUUGACCUUGCAGCUCAGGCUGAUGAGAAAACUAUUCGGGCUGAUGCACCACAACAUGCAAAAGUGUCAGCAACUCCAGUUUUCCCUGGUUUUGGCUCUCAAUUUGUUAAGAAAGAAGGUCAAUGGGACUGUGACUCCUGCUUAGUGAGGAAUGAUGCUUCAGCAACUGAUUGCGUUUCUUGCAAAGCCCCCUGCAAAAAAAAUGGACAUUGGGAUUGUGAGACUUGCCUGGUAAGAAAUGAAGGUACAGCUAGGCAGUGUGUUUCAUGUCAGGCAGCAAACCCAUAUAUGAAAGGCAAGACCUCUACUUCACCAUCAAGUUCCUCUUCUUCAUUCAGUUUUGGUAGUUCUAGCAAGCAACCUGCUGCAACAGGAUUUACUGCCACUUUAAAUCCAGGUCCUGCUUUUCAGUUUGGUACAAGUAAGGAAAAAGCAUCCUCAGAAGGUUUUAAGUUUGUAGAGUCCUCUACAUCUCAGGCUGAUAAGUCAAGCAGUUCAAAUUUUUCGUUUUCCAUGCCAGUGCCCGCUGGUGGUUUCAAGUUUGGGAUUGCAGAAUCUGAGGCAAACGCAUCAGACGGACAGUCACAAAAUGGAUCUGCAUCUGACCUCCUAAAAAAUAUUGCUGAACUUCACAGAGAGAAGGAAAAAGAAGCAAUCCCAAGUUCCUCAAAUGAGCUCGUAGACACUGGUAGCCACGAUAAUAAUCCCCUCCUUACCGGUAAGCCUAAUUCCUUUGGUUUCGAAGAAUUGGCAAAUUCUUCACAGGGUAGUUUUCAGUUCGGCCAGAAGGAUAUUGCUGAACUUCACAGAGAGAAGGAAAAAGAGGCAAUCCCAAGUUCCUCAGAUGAGCCCUCAGAUACUGGUAGUCACGAUAAUAAUCCCCUCCUUACCGGUAAGCCUAAUUCCUUUGGUUUCGCAGAAUUGGCAAAUUCUUCACAGGGUAGUUUUCAGUUCGGCCAGAAGGAUAUUGCUGAACUUCACAGAGAGAAGGAAAUAGAAGCAAUCCCAAGUUCCUCAGAUGAGCUCGUAGACACUGGUAGCCACGAUAAUAAUCCCCUCCUUACCGGUAAGCCUAAUUCCUUUGGUUUCGCAGAAUUGGCAAAUUCUUCACAGGGUAGUUUUCAGUUCGGCCAGAAGGAUAUUGCUGAACUUCACAGAGAGAAGGAAAAAGAGGCAAUCCCAAGUUCCUCAGAUGAGCCCUCAGAUACUGGUAGUCACGAUAAUAAUCCCCUCCUUACCGGUAAGCCUAAUUCCUUUGGUUUCGCAGAAUUGGCUAAUUCUUCACAGGGUAGUUUUCAGUUCGGCCAGAAGGAUAUUGCUGAACUUCACAGAGAGAAGGAAAAAGAGGCAAUCCCAAGUUCCUCAGAUGAGCCCUCAGAUACUGGUAGUCACGAUAAUAAUCCCCUCCUUACCGGUAAGCCUAAUUCCUUUGGUUUCGCAGAAUUGGCAAAUUCUUCACAGGGUAGUUUUCAGUUCGGCCAGAAGGAUAUUGCUGAACUUCACAGAGAGAAGGAAAAAGAGGCAAUCCCAAGUUCCUCAGAUGAGCCCUCAGAUACUGGUAGCCACGAUAAUAAUCCCCUCCUUACCGGUAAACCUAAUUCCUUUGGUUUCGCAGAAUUGGCAAAUUCUUCACAGGGUAGUUUUCAGUUUGGCCAGGAGGAUCCCACUUUCAAAGGCUUUGCAGGGGCUGGCCAGCAGCUGUUUACAGCCAUUAAUUCCACCUCCAAGACAGACACCUCUGCUGAUCAAGAAGAUGAAAUGUGCAAAACAAAGGAUAAUGACGAUAUUCAGUUUGAGCCAGUUGUUCAGAUGCCUGAAAAGGUUGACCUUGUGACAGGGGAAGAAGAUGAGAAAAACUUCUAUUCACAGAAUACAAGAGCACAAGAGCUUGCAGAAGAGUCCAAGCAAACAUUUGAGGAGAGUCACCGGCUGCUAUUGGAUAUUCCUUUACAGACCCCUCACAAGCUUGUGAAUACUGGCAGGACGGCCCAACUUAUACAGAAAGACUCUGAGGUCACACUAGUGUGGGAGAAGCAGCCGACUGCAGACGAGGAGCAGAGAGCCAGACGCCUGAAGCUGCCGCCCACCUUCCUCUGCGGUGUCAGCAGCGACUCCGACUCCGAGCGACCCGGCGACUUCAGCGCAGAGCUACACACACUGCAGCACGCUCAGGUCAGAGGACUUUCUCCACACUGA